This is a messenger RNA of Penicillium atrosanguineum, 477 nucleotides long. RefSeq lists its product as uncharacterized. The transcript is spliced from 3 exons. Gene Ontology annotation, molecular function: nucleic acid binding. The record is from RefSeq and is a predicted model, not a curated record. Lineage: Eukaryota; Fungi; Ascomycota; Eurotiomycetes; Eurotiales; Aspergillaceae. Bases 1 to 477 code for a protein of 158 amino acids.
AUGGACUCGGAAAUCCACGGGAUGCUUCGCUGCAGCGACUGCUUGCUCCGUCUCAGAUCUAGGGCCCAGCAAUCCAAAGGGUUGCCCUAUUGGACUAUUUUUAAUGGGGUAGUCCCGCCUCGACCCGCGAAAGCUGUCUGUCGAAGCCACCCUAUGGGGCCUUAUAACAACUGCUACGGAAUGAAGGUUGGUCAGUCUAAUUCUGGUUGUGUUGAGAAAGACGCUUACGGGAAGCCCUUCAAUUUCGAGGAGCUUAAGAAGGACUACUUCAUGCAUGGGACUAAGCGCGAUGUGGCCGUUGACGAACGACGUGCCGUCGCUCUGGAUUGCGAGAUAGGUAUAUCCUCUAUGGGCGAGAGUGAGCUCAUUCAAAUAGCUGUAAUUGACUUCUUCACCGGAGAGAUCCUCGUGGAUUCCUUAGUCUGGCCCAAUAUUAAGAUAAGAUAUCUGUUAAGCCGCCACUUAGGCGUCACCUAG